Archocentrus centrarchus (flier cichlid) is the source of this 1826-nucleotide messenger RNA. Its product is annotated as cell cycle control protein 50C-like. Bases 217 to 1278 code for a protein of 353 amino acids. The transcript is spliced from 7 exons. Gene Ontology annotation, biological process: phospholipid translocation. The record is from RefSeq and is a predicted model, not a curated record. NCBI's taxonomy places the organism in Eukaryota, Metazoa, Chordata, Actinopteri, Cichliformes, Cichlidae. Gene Ontology annotation, cellular component: Golgi apparatus; endoplasmic reticulum; plasma membrane.
CGGUCGCCUCCACCCAGCAAAGCCUGCUGGGAAAAUCUCUUGGUAAGCAGAGUGGUUGUGUGUGUGUGUGUGUGUGUAUUUUUGUGUGUCUGUGUGCGCAGGGAGAUAUCGCUGAAAUAAAAAACAGGAAGUCAGAGCGGCGCUGCUUUACACACACUUUGAGUCUCCAGCUGUCAGUCAAGUUCUUUUUUGUGACUGCAGCCGAAGCUCCCUCUCAUGGGGAAAGCAAAAGGCAAGUCGGGGCCCUUGGCUCGGAGGCCAGACAACUCAGCUUUCAAACAGCAGCGGUUACCUGCCUGGUCUCCUAUGCUAACUGCUAAUACUGUGCUGCCUUUCUUCUACUUCAUGGCUUUGAUAUGUCUGCUGUUGGGAGUGUGGCUGCUUCUUACUGUACAGAGCACACAGGAAAUGAAGCUGGACUACACGGAGGCCGAGACCUGCAGUAAGUGUUUUGAAAUGCGUAAAAAUGUGAGCAACGCAGCCCAGACCUGCACCUGCACAGUGAAGUUCAGGAUUGAAAAAGCAUUUAAGGGAGACGUCUUUUUCUACUAUGGACUCCGAAACUUUCAUCAGAACCUUCGCAGGUACAUGGACUCCAGAGAUGAUGGACAGAUGGUUGGCAGGAAGAACAAGUUAAAGAACCCAAGUACAUAUUGCGAGCCAUUUAUGAAAGAUCCCAGCGGACACCCCAUUGCUCCUUGUGGCGCUGUGGCCAACAGCAUCUUCAAUGACUCCUUCACCCUGAUGUAUCAUCAGUCCAGUGGAGAUAUAGUUUGGGCUCCUCUGUUACGAGAAGGCCUUUCGUGGUACACGGACAAAUACAUCAAGUUUCGCAACCCUCCGACUGACAACCUGACUCUAGAACAAGCCUUUGAAGGAACGGCACCACCUCUGUACUGGCAGAAGCCCGUGUAUGAGCUUGAUCCCUCUGAUCCAAUGAACAACGGUUUCGUCAAUGACGACCUGAUUGUAUGGAUGAGGGAGGCGGCUUUCCCCAACUUCAAGAAGCUCUAUGGAAUCUUACACCGAAUCACCAAGCCCUUCAUGAAUGGGCUUCCAGCAGGGAAUUACAGCAUCCGGAUAUCCUACAACUUUCCUGUGCAGUACUUCCGAGGCAGAAAGGAAGUGGUGCUGACAACGGUGACCUGGUUUGGAGGUCAGAACCAUUUCCUGCCUAUCGCUUACCUCGUAACCAGCAGCCUGAUCCUUCUGAUAGCUGUCGUCCUCACGGUGGUCUGGUGGAAGUUUGGAAAAGGUGGGAAGAACAUGAAGGAGUGAAGGGAAAGAGGUGCUCCGGGAAACUGAGGAGAGGAAUUCUGGGAAAAAAACAAGCGGAUUAAGUUAUAAUUGUUGGGUUGCUUUGGAGUUGUUUUGUAGGGACAACAAAUCCUAAAUGACAAGAACAUUCAUGUGAGUUAAUGAUGGAUGAGGAAAAUGGUUUAAAAUGGAAUGUUAAUUGUGUGCAAUUUUACAGCAGCACAUGCAUGAAAACUGGAAAAUAGCUGGAAAAUAGAUCCACGUGCGUGACAGGUUUUAUAGUGAUGUUGCUGUGAAAGCUGGUGUGUUUUCAUCUUUGAGCUUUGUUUACUUGAUUUUUACUUGCUGAAGUUUACUUUUAUAAUAAAGACCACUUUUUCUCAUGUACUCAUUUAUCUAUAGCCAUCCAUCCGUUUUCUUUCACAUACCCAAUUCAGGGUUGUGGAGGGGCUGAGUCUGUCCAAGCUGUCAUAGGUACACCCUGGACAGAUCACCAGUCUGUUGCAGGGCUAUGUAUAAAUAUAAUAAAUGUUAUAAAUAUAUUUAUUAAAAUUAUUACACUAACAAUG